AUGACGGACGCUGCAGGUAUGCAUCGUCUUCUGCAAACAUUAUCUCAAGCGGAGAGGCAUACGUUUAUUGCAACCCUUUCGCCUCGGAGCCGUUCAAACCUGGUGGCUUACAUUGCAACCAUGGAGCACGACCUUGCAAAGAUGAAGCAAGCCUUCCAUUUCGAUGAGUUUGCAGGCAAUACCAACCGACUCAUGGAAAAGGUCAGCGAUGAUGGUAGCGAUGAUGAUUCCUGCAGCGAUGCAGGAUCAUUCCUCUCGGACACAGGCACGGAGGACCCGAUCUUCAAUCAUGCAAGCAUACACGCUGAGGAUGAGCUGCUCAUGCUCUUGAAGCAAAAGGAGCAGCUUCAGACGCGAUUGGCCAACGCCCAAGCGCUGAGCUCGCAGUUGGCAACAUCUCUGGCAAAUGCCGAGGGCCUGGUGGAUUCAGAUGCUGAUGUCCUCGAGGAGGCUGCAAGCAGUGCCAGCUCGGACAUUGAGACGGAAGUGAGUGACGGGAGGCGUUUUGCAACAGAUAAACCUGAUAGCCUGCGUUCCCUGAUGCGCGCACUGCAAGAUGCUUCACCUGAGGACAGAAGGAAAGCUGUCGCGGACAUCUCGCAAGAACGCUUCUUGCAAUUGAUUAGCAACCUUCCCGAGGAGUGCGAUGAGGAAGACAGCUCGCCAGGUGAGCCAUCAAUUGCAGGGCCUCAAAGCCAGGCCUGCGAUGUCGAUGCUUGCUCCGCGCUGUGUAUUUCAGAGGCCAGCAAACCUAGCAGACCCAGAAACACAAAGCCGCUUGGCCAACUGCAGGUGGACGGCGAACCUCAAGCACAUCAAAAUGAUGUGCUGUUGCGAUUGCCUCCAAGGAGCCGUGCACACACGGCAUCUUCAGCACUUGCGACGGCCUGGGAGCGAUGUUUAGGUCAAAGCCGCGAGGGGCUUCAAAAAGGAGAUGGUAAUCUGAAGGAUUCUGGCGUUGAUGGGGAGGUCAUUUCAGCAUGGCUGGGCGGCGAAAUCUCCAGCACCAUGUGUUGUGCCAGGAUCCUGGAGGCCACUGUUCGAGGUCAUUUCUGUGCGGCUCCUGCUCAACGAGAAAUGAGCCGAACUGUGGAACUUUAUGCACGUGGCGAAGCUGGAGGCUGCCUCGGCGGCUGUUUGGGUGCGCUUGUCGGCGGCCUGGCAGCCCUUGCCUUGCCCGAGGAUGCAGUGGCAGGCCAGCUCAUGAGUGAAAUGCUGCCUCACAGGGUGCCUCCACAGCAGCCUGGUCAGGCUGUUACCAGUGCAGCCAAGGUGCUAGCUGCAGAUGGCUUCGAUGUGGAAGCUGUGAACUUUGAGUUCCGUCGCCAAUGUCUUCAGGCGCAUCCGCAGCGAAAGCUUGGCGGCUUGUCGGGAUUCUUGCAGGUACACUGCGACCUUGAAGUCUUGCGGCAGGCUUCACAUUUGGUCCAGAGCCGCAGAUACCUGACCAGUACGGCCGACCUUCCUGCCCACGACGGCAGCAAGAGUGCGGGAGCAGUGGCCGCCAAAGCCGCGGCCCUGGCGCAAGCAGAGCUUCAGCGGACAGAUUCCCAAGCUGUUGAAGCUUCAACCCUGCUAUCGCCAAGUGAACUUGAAGCGCAGAAUGAACAGAUCAGUCGCUACUUGCUGGAUCUGUCCUGGCAAAAGGAUGCCAUGAAGGCCGCUCUGGAGCACCUGCAGAAUCACGAGGCUUACGCAGUUCUUGGGAUUGCACCUGACAUAUCGGACGGGGACCUCACCAAGGCGUACAAGGCCGCAGCCAUGCGCCUGCAUCCGGACAAGGGAGGCAACGCCGAACAGUUCAAGGCAGCAAGGGCAGCGUAUGAACGCAUCUUGGAGUUGAGGCAAGGCGUGGCGCAAUGUUCCAGUGGUGACGCUGGUGACAGUGGUGAGGCGGCACACGCAGCAGCCCCAACUGCAGCCCCGAGUGGAGAAGAUGUUGCACAAGAAGCUGCUGCAGAUUUCAAGCAAGCAGAAGUCCAUGGCAAAGCUGCGGAUCCACAGACUCCCCGCCAGGAGGAGCCGCGUGGAGAUUCACCCAGGUCAAGUGCAUCUGACAAGGUACAGGAAGACGACGGAGAAGCUUCAGAGGCAUCCUGGCAGGCUGAUGCAAGCAGUUUGGGUGGUUUCGACGCUGAGGCAGUCGUUAAAGCCAUUCCAGUUGAGAGUGUAUCUAGACAGGCUGAGCAUGCACUAGACGGCGCGCAGAUGUGCAUGAAGGUGUCGCGAUUGGCUUCAGAGGCCACCGGGACAAGCCGUUCGUGGUCGCAGCUCUUGCGGUGCGGGACGCAUCUCUUGGACAGCGCGCACUGCGUCACGCAGGCGGCGCAGAGUGUUUCGAGGUGUGCCAUCGGCGUGCCAUCUGAUCUGGUUCCUUUGCUGGAGAAGAUCAAGACAGCUGAGGGGAUGACAAGGCAGGCGGUUAGUGCGGCACGUGACCUGAUGCAAUGCACGGAGAUCAUCUCCGAAAGAGGCUUGAAGGCUACGGAGCUUUCCAACAGGCUUCUGCAACAGUGCAAAGAGCUGGCCAGCACGCUGCAGUCGGUCGCCGGGGCAGACGAGAUGUCUAGCUUCGCAUGCAGGACAAUGGCGAAGACUUAUGAGGGUCUUUCAAGUCUCGCCCGGGAGACGGCAGACGCGACGGCGGCUGCAGCAGUAAUGGUCGGUGAUGCACAGCAGAAUGCCCAAGUGUUGAAGGAUAUACUGGACAAGCUCCAGUGCAAGGCCAAGGGAACGCAAGAAAAGCCCAAGGAUGAAGACAAGGAGACGCCUGAUGCGGACACCAGCAGUGAUGAAGAAACGGCUGAAACUGUAGAGGACCGCACAUCUUCAAAUCGAAGGCUGCUCCUGAAGCUCAACACCGAGGUGCUGGAGCUCCAGAAAGAGAUGCGCAGCCUCAUCUUGAGCAAUCCAUCCCUCAUGCCGGAGGUUGGAGUUGCGCAGAAAGAGAGGAUCUUUUGCCUUGCAGCAGAGCUGGUCGAGCAGAUGAAGUGGAAGUUCACCAUGCUUGGGCUGCAUGGCCUUAACGGCCCAUCCACAUGGGAGGAAGCCAUGCAGGAGACGAUCCUCUUACUUCAAGCAGCCGCGAAUUGGGAUGGUCUUGCAGCGCCAGCACUAAAUGCCCGAAUUCUGCGAGCUGCUGCCCUCGUCGACGCAAACCUCUUAUACAAAAUGCUUCAGGAUGCGCUGCAGGCUUGCGAGGACGUGACGCCGCCAGGUGACACUGUCAAGGAUCAAGACGAGAGCAGAAAUCAGUAUUUGGAGGCGGUGGACCUGCUGUGCCGGCAUAGAACAUCUGAAGCAGCCAUAGCGCAUGCAUAG
This is a messenger RNA of Symbiodinium pilosum, 3321 nucleotides long. Lineage: Eukaryota; Dinophyceae; Suessiales; Symbiodiniaceae. The record is from the annotation of a GenBank genome assembly.